AACCCACUACAACAUGAAGUAUUAGUUUUUAAAAUGAUCAGAAAUGGAAAAUGGGAAAAGAAGGGAAAGAAAGGUGGAUGGAAAAACAGAAAAAAGUGGGAGAGCGAGGAAUGUUGUUCUGCUUUAGAUAAACUGACAUUGGAUGAAGAGCAAACAGAUGAAAAAAAGAAAGAUUUUGGACGAGGUCUUCCUUUCCCUUUGUUAAUGUGGGAUCUAGGACACUGUGAUCCGAAGAAAUGUUCAGGACGUAAGCUUGAAAGACUUGGUUUUGUAAGAUCAUUAAAGCUCUCCCAGAAAGCUCAUGGUAUAAUUCUUAGUCCUCUGGGACAGAAAUGUUUGUCUGCAGAGGAUGUAGACAUUGUGGUACAAUCAGGUGUUGCUGUAGUUGACUGUUCAUGGGCAAAAAUUGAUGAUACUCCAUUUGGUAAAAUGAAAGGUGGACAUGCUAGGUUGUUGCCGUAUUUAGUUGCUGCUAAUCCCAUCAAUUAUGGUCAUCCAUGUCGGCUGUCAUGCGUUGAAGCAUAUGCAGCAACAUUGUACAUAACAGGAUUCAAAGAUCUUGGUUCUGAAAUACUUAAGUGCUUCAAAUGGGGUAAAGGAUUUUAUGAUCUUAACAGGGAAUUGCUGGAUAUUUAUUCUGCAUGCAAAAACAGUGGGGAGGUAGUUGAAGCUCAAAACAAGUGGAUAGAAGGUUUAAGAAAUAAGCAAAAGGAAGGCAAUAGUUAUGAUAUGACUACAAUUGAUGACUCCAAAGAACACUGGAAUCCAAAUAGGAAUUUUGUUGACAUUGAAUCAUCCUCCAGUGAAGAGGAAAGUGAGUUGUAUGAAGAAAAUAGUGCAGAAUGUGGAGAGGAAAGUGAUGAUGAAAGUAACAGGACUACAAAAGAAGUGGUUCAGAGUGUUACAGACAGAUAAGAUAGUUACAAUGUUAACCUCAUUUGACAGCCUGGCUUGUCAUUCGUUGUUGACUAGUUGUGUGGAAAAAACCAGUUUGACUGAAUUAAAAUCAUAGUUUGAGCAACUCCUGGCAACUUGUAUUGCAAGUUGCUAAAAAUAAAGAACACGUAAAGAAAACAAUAUGAAAAAUUAGCACUUAAAUGUACCACUUAUGUUCAAAUGCAUCUGCAAUGUAUUUAUUAUUAAUUCAGCGAUAGCCAUUGUUAAAAGGGGUAAUUGUCAUUUGAGUUCAAGUGGAUAAUUAAGUUACUCAGGCUUGAAGUUUUAAAAUGGAACAUUAAAAUUCAAAUGUAACCAAAGGCUUAUCUUCUGAAUUCCUGACACAAAUUUUCAUAACAAGAAGAGAAUUAUUCCAAAGGAAUACGAUA
Molecule: messenger RNA, 1325 nt
Organism: Dendronephthya gigantea
Lineage: Eukaryota; Metazoa; Cnidaria; Anthozoa; Malacalcyonacea; Nephtheidae
Product: ribosome biogenesis protein TSR3 homolog
Exons: 7
Coding region: 34-915 (293 amino acids)
Biological process (GO): maturation of SSU-rRNA
Molecular function (GO): rRNA small subunit aminocarboxypropyltransferase activity
Source: RefSeq, a predicted model, not a curated record